GACCUGCUUGUGAAUAAUCUAUCAGAGAGUUUCAACUCAUACAUUUUAGAUGCUAGGGACAAGCCUAUAGUAACCAUGAUUGAAAAGAUUAGGAGAAAGCUGAUGAGGAGGUUCCAAUUGAAGAGGGAAGGGAUGUCUAAAUUGACAGGGAAAAUAUGUCCCAAAAUUCAAGCGAAGUUGGACAAUGAAGGUUUGAAGUCUUCUGAUUGUGUGUCAAUAUAUGCUGGAAAUGGUUUAUUUGAGGUUGAGUGCAAACAUCAAAGGUUUGUUGUGAAUUUGAGCAAGAGGACAUGUGGUUGUAGGAAGUGGGAUCUUACUGGCAUCCCAUGUCAACAUGCCAUAUCUGCCAUACUAUUUGAUGGAAGUGUACCUGAAGAUUAUGUGCAUCCUUAUUACACAAUUGAGACAUACAUGAAGGCAUAUGAACCAAUAAUUUACCCUGUGGCUAGCAUGGAACAGUGGAGAAGGACAUCAAUAGAUCCUUUGGAACCACCCAAGGAUAAGAUACAACGUGGUAGACCCAAGAUAAAGAGAAAGAGGCAUCCUUUAGAACCCAAAAACCCAUAUAAGCUAAGCAAGGCUGGUACAAUCAUCAAGUGCUCUGAGUGUAAGAAGGUGGGACAUAAUAGCAGAACAUGUCCAUCCAAAAAAGACAAGGGUACAAUGUCUACCAAUGCUAAGAAGACACCUACAACAAACAAGAAGCAAGCAGCUGGAGGUGCAAGGGCUACUGCUGCAAGUGCUGUAGAUUCAAGGGCUAAAGGUAUAAAGACUAUUGCUGUAAGUGCUUUAAAUUCAAGGGCUGGAGGUUCAAAGGCUGUUGUUGCAAGUUCCACCGGUGUAAGAACUUCAACGGCACCAUUAACAAUAUAUGGUGGUGGUGCUAAUAGUGAGCGUGUGGUGGUGCCAACUUUGGAAAAAGCCAUUCAAAGGAUGCAGGCUAAGAAGAAGAAAAACCUUGGGUUUGAGCAAAUAUAAUUAGUUUGUGUUGGGUUGUGCAAACUUUUUGU
Molecule: messenger RNA, 1010 nt
Organism: Quercus lobata
Lineage: Eukaryota; Viridiplantae; Streptophyta; Magnoliopsida; Fagales; Fagaceae
Exons: 2
Coding region: 76-978 (300 amino acids)
Molecular function (GO): zinc ion binding; nucleic acid binding
Source: RefSeq, a predicted model, not a curated record